UUUGUGGAGUGUGGGUGCGUGGUCUGUCUCUCUGUCUUGCACAUAGAGACCAUAACUUCCCUGCCCAAUUUGAGCGCGUGGGGUGGGGGGGGAGCUGGCAGGGACACAGGCUGCGGAGAUGCCCGGCUUCCUGUGGUUCCGGGCACAGAGCGCCCCUGUCUGCAUUGAGCUGACACCAGAUAGCAAGUGGGGAUUUUCCUAGUUGCUGAAGAUAUUUGACGUUGCUAUAGUUUUGUGCUUACUUCUCUUGGGAUCUGCAGUGGUGCACAAUUCUCCCCCUUGUUUUUAUUUUUUUCUCUUUGAAAAGAUAACAAGGCUGUGUUCAGCAGAAAUGUAAACAGGACGAGCAGCCUAGUUCAAAGACUAAGGGAGGCAUCUUCUCUCUUUUCCUGGGAUUUAAACGCGAUUUAGGAGGGCAGAUGCCCUACCUGAAAAGGCCAGACUUUAAAGACUCAGGCAGUGUCGCGGUCCAAGGCGUCUCAAAGCAGGUGGCCAGAUCUGCAUUUCUCAUCAGCGGACUCGCUCCGGCUGUGGCUAUUACGGAAUUGAUGCGCGUACACGUGGUGGGUCAUUAUGCUGCUGCACCUGUGUAGUGUGAAGAAUCUGUACCAGAACAGGUUCUUAGGCCUGGCUGCCAUGGCAUCUCCAUCCAGAACCUCCCAGAAUCGACGCCGGUGCAAGGAGCCACUCCGUCAUAGCUACAACCCCGGCCAGUUCCACAGCAUGGCCAUCAGGAACGGCCCCCAUGGCACCGUCACCAUCCCCCGCUCCACCAGUGACACUGACCUGGUCACCUCGGACAGCCGCUCCACGCUCAUGGUCAGCAGCUCCUACUACUCCAUAGGGCACUCACAGGACCUGGUGAUCCACUGGGACAUCAAGGAGGAAGUGGAUGCUGGAGACUGGAUUGGCAUGUAUCUCAUCGAUGAGGUCUUGUCAGAAAACUUUCUGGACUAUAAGAACCGUGGAGUCAAUGGUUCUCAUCGGGGCCAGAUCAUCUGGAAGAUUGAUGCCAGCUCUUACUUUGUGGAACCUGAAACUAAGAUCUGCUUCAAAUACUACCACGGUGUGAGUGGAGCCCUGCGAGCCACCACCCCCAGUGUCACAGUCAAAAACUCCGCAGCUCCUAUUUUUAAAAGCAUUGGCUCUGAUGAGACUGUCCAAGGCCAAGGAAGUCGGAGGCUGAUCAGCUUUUCUCUCUCAGAUUUCCAGGCCAUGGGGUUGAAGAAAGGGAUGUUUUUCAACCCAGACCCUUACCUGAAGAUUUCCAUUCAGCCUGGAAAGCACAGCAUCUUCCCUGCCCUCCCACACCAUGGACAGGAGAGGAGAUCCAAGAUCAUAGGCAACACUGUGAACCCCAUCUGGCAGGCCGAGCAAUUCAGCUUUGUGUCCUUGCCCACUGAUGUACUGGAAAUUGAAGUGAAGGACAAGUUUGCUAAGAGCCGCCCCAUCAUCAAGCGCUUCUUGGGAAAGCUGUCGAUGCCCGUCCAAAGACUCCUGGAAAGACACGCCAUAGGGGAUAGGGUGGUCAGCUAUACACUGGGCCGCAGGCUUCCAACAGAUCAUGUGAGUGGACAGCUGCAAUUCCGGUUUGAGAUCACUUCCUCCAUCCACCCAGAUGACGAGGAGAUUUCCCUGAGCGCCGAUCCCGAGUCCGCGGAAACUCAGGACAGCCCCAUGAACAGCCUGGUGGCCAGCAGCCGCGGGGAGCCUGCGGGCGAGGCCCUGGAGCCUUCCGGGAGCUCGGAGCCCGAGCCGUCGAGCCAGGACGGUGCCGGCGACGCUGCCGGGAGCGAGAGCCUGGAGCCUGCCGAGCCGGUUGAGGAAGCGGCAGGUACCACCGAGGCAGGAGACGACGGCGCGGGCUCUGUGGGACCUGACGGGGCUGGGGAGCUUCUGGGCCCGGGGCGCGAGGACGCCGAGCCAGCCCUGAGUGCGGAAGAACUGGCCCAGCGGCUGGAGCUGGGGGGGGAGGCGCCCCCGCCGGGGCUGCUGGAGGACGGCGAAGCCCGGGGCAGCCCCGGGGAGCCGGAGGCGGAGGAAGCGGCCGCAGAGAGCCGCGCGGGGGGAGAGGAGAAGGAGCAGGCCGAGGAGGAGGAGGAGGGCGACCUGUCUGCCCUGGGGCAGGGGGAGGACAGGCUGCCGCUGCGGGCCUCCGUGAAGAGGAAAAGCAGGCCGUGCUCCCUGCCGGUGUCCGAGCUGGAGACGGUGAUUGCGUCCGCGUGCGGGGACCCCGAGACCCCGCGGACACACUACAUCCGCAUCCACACCCUGCUGCACAGCAUGCCCUCCGCCCAGGGGGGUGACGACGGCCCGGAGGAGGAGGCCACCCUCCAGGAUGCCUCGGAGAAGGACGGGCUUAGCGAGGUGGACACGCUUGCCGCUGCGCCACCUCCCCUCGGGGAGGAUGGAGAGGGACCCGAGGGGGCCACUCCAGACACGGCGACCCCGGGCCACUCCGGCUUGACCAACGGCGUCGUCCCGGAUGGCGACUUGCUGCCCAGCACGGGGAGUGAGAGCGACUCGAGCCCCCGGCAGGGCGGGGACCACAGCUGCGAGGGCUGUGACACGUCCUGCUGCAGCCCGUCCUGCUACAGUUCCUCGUGCUACAGCACGUCCUGCUACAGCAGCUCCUGCUACAGCGCCUCCUGCUACAGCCCCUCCUGCUACAACGGCAGCAGGUUCGCCAGCCACACGCGCUUCUCCUCCGUGGACAGCGCCAAGAUCUCCGAGAGCACUGUCUUCUCCUCGCAAGACGACGACGAGGAGGAGAACAGUGCGUUCGAGUCUGUGCCAGACUCGGUGCAGAGCCCGGAGCUUGACCCGGAGUCGGCCAACGGGGCCGGGCCGUGGCACGACGAGCUGGUCACCCCCGCCGGGAGCGUGGCAAGAACCGUGGAAGGUCUGGAGUCCCCCGUGGCAGGGCCAAGCAAUCGGAGAGAAGGUGAAUGUCCUAUACUCCAUAAUUCCCAGCCAGUAAGCCAGCUUCCUUCCUUGAGACCUGAACAUCAUCACUACCCAACAAUCGAUGAGCCUCUUCCACCAAACUGGGAAGCUCGCAUUGACAGCCACGGGCGGGUCUUUUAUGUGGACCACGUGAACCGCACAACCACAUGGCAGCGUCCGACAGCAGCAGCCACCCCUGAUGGAAUGCGGAGAUCGGGGUCCAUCCAGCAGAUGGAGCAGCUCAACAGGCGGUAUCAAAACAUUCAGCGAACCAUUGCAACAGAGAGGUCGGAAGAAGAUUCUGGCAGCCAGAGUUGUGAGCAGGUCCCGGCAGGAGGCAAUGGAGGAGGUGGUGGGAGCGACUCAGAGGCUGAAUCUUCUCAGUCAAGUUUAGAUCUGCGGAGAGAAGGGUCACUUUCUCCGGUGAAUUCACAAAAAAUCACCUUGUUGCUGCAGUCCCCAGCGGUGAAGUUCAUCACCAACCCCGAGUUCUUCACUGUACUACAUGCCAAUUAUGGUGCCUACCGAGUCUUCACCAGUAGCACCUGCUUAAAGCACAUGAUUCUGAAAGUCCGGCGGGAUGCACGCAAUUUCGAACGCUACCAGCACAACCGUGACUUGGUGAAUUUCAUCAACAUGUUUGCAGACACGCGGCUGGAACUGCCCCGGGGCUGGGAGAUCAAAACGGACCAGCAGGGAAAGUCUUUCUUCGUGGACCACAACAGUCGAGCUACCACUUUCAUUGACCCCCGAAUACCUCUUCAGAACGGGCGUCUCCCCAACCACCUGACCCACCGACAGCACCUGCAGAGGCUUCGGAGCUACAGCGCUGGAGAGGCUUCAGAAGUCUCUAGAAACAGAGGAGCCUCUUUACUGGCCAGGCCAGGACACAGCCUAGUAGCCGCUAUUCGAAGCCAACACCAACACGAGUCAUUGCCACUAGCAUAUAAUGACAAGAUUGUGGCAUUUCUUCGCCAACCAAACAUUUUUGAAAUGCUGCAAGAGCGUCAGCCAAGCCUGGCGAGAAACCACGCACUCAGGGAGAAAAUCCAUUACAUUCGGACUGAGGGUAAUCACGGGCUUGAAAAGUUGUCCUGUGAUGCAGAUCUAGUCAUUUUGCUGAGUCUCUUUGAAGAAGAGAUUAUGUCCUACGUCCCACUGCAGGCUGCCUUCCUCCCCGGGUACAGCUUCUCUCCCCGCUGUUCACCCUGUUCCUCACCUCAGAACUCCCCAGGCUUACAGAGAGCCAGUGCAAGAGCCCCUUCACCCUACCGGAGAGACUUUGAAGCCAAGCUCCGAAAUUUCUACCGAAAAUUGGAAGCCAAAGGAUUUGGUCAGGGUCCAGGGAAAAUUAAGCUCAUCAUUCGUCGGGACCAUUUGUUGGAGGGAACCUUCAAUCAGGUGAUGGCCUAUUCCCGGAAGGAGCUUCAGCGAAACAAACUCUACGUCACCUUUGUUGGAGAGGAGGGCCUGGACUACAGUGGUCCUUCGCGAGAGUUCUUCUUCCUUUUGUCUCAGGAGCUAUUCAACCCUUACUACGGACUCUUUGAGUACUCUGCAAAUGACACCUACACAGUGCAGAUCAGCCCCAUGUCCGCGUUUGUGGAAAACCAUCUUGAAUGGUUUAGGUUUAGUGGUCGUAUCCUAGGCCUGGCUUUGAUCCAUCAGUACCUUCUUGAUGCCUUCUUCACAAGGCCCUUCUACAAGGCACUUCUGAGACUGCCCUGUGAUCUGAGCGACCUGGAAUAUCUGGAUGAGGAGUUCCACCAGAGUUUGCAGUGGAUGAAGGACAACAAUAUCACAGAUAUCCUAGACCUCACGUUCACUGUUAACGAAGAAGUUUUUGGACAGGUAACGGAGAGGGAGUUAAAAUCCGGAGGGGCCAACACCCAGGUGACGGAGAAGAACAAGAAGGAGUACAUCGAGAGGAUGGUGAAGUGGCGGGUGGAACGUGGUGUGGUACAGCAGACCGAGGCCCUGGUACGGGGCUUCUGUGAGGUUGUAGACUCGAGGCUUGUCUCCGUGUUCGACGCCAGGGAGCUGGAGCUGGUGAUAGCUGGCACGGCGGAGAUCGACCUGAACGACUGGCGGAAUAACACGGAGUACCGGGGAGGUUACCACGACGGGCAUCUUGUGAUCCGCUGGUUCUGGGCCGCCGUGGAGCGCUUCAAUAACGAGCAGAGGCUGAGGUUACUUCAGUUCGUCACGGGAACGUCGAGUGUGCCCUAUGAAGGCUUUGCAGCCCUCCGGGGAAGCAAUGGGCUCCGGCGCUUCUGCAUAGAGAAGUGGGGGAAGAUUACCUCUCUCCCCAGGGCACACACGUGCUUCAACCGACUGGAUCUUCCACCGUAUCCCUCAUACUCCAUGUUGUAUGAAAAGCUGCUCACGGCAGUAGAAGAAACCAGCACCUUUGGACUUGAAUGAGGACCUGGAAACUCACCUGACAUUUUCCUGGGAUGAUCCCCGUGCCCUUUCCCUAAAUCAACUCUCCUUUGAUUUUUGGUAUCCCAUGAUUUUUAUUUUCAGACCAAAUCAGGAUUGACAAAAGCUGUGCAUGAAGAACUGCCUUCUUCUGAGAUCCAACCUUCAGGCUUAUCUCCUCUAUUCUCGAUGAACUGCUAGCCUGUAUGCAAUAUUAAACAGCAGCCAUCUCAAGGUCUGUGUGUAUCUCCACAUACCUCCAUUACUAACAGUGAAAUAGGAAUGCAAACUAUGCUACACUUGACCAAAUGGUAAUCAAAGUUUACUUCCAUUUAUAUAAUUUUAGGGAAAUUUGAGCAUUAAGCAUUCCGAGCUUUUAUACGCCCAUGUCUUCUUCUGAGCAGAGCCACCAUUUUUUUAUAAUUUCUAACAACCAACUCCAGGUCUAGGAGCCAAUCAACAAUUUCUUUUCCUCCCACUCUCCUUUUGCCCCACGCAUACCAUCCAUCCAGAAACAGCAGUGGCAAAGCUGAAAUUUUUAUACGUUCAACUCAUGAGUCCUGUGUGGCAUCAGUCCCAUCAGCUGGAACUGGCCUUAGACAUAUGGUGCAAAUACCACACUUUCCAACAAGUAACAACAAUGGGAAAAACGCCCCCUGCUGAUGCAACAUAGUGUAUCUCGUUGGUUGUGGGGAUUGUGGCUUAGCCUGAGUUUAGAGAAGUCCAGGAGGGGCACAGCCCCCGUGAACACUCACCACCAAGAAGCAGAAGCUUGUGCACAUGAAGGAGAUCUCAUUACGUAGCCUGAAGCCCGAGGCUUCCACCCCCAUGGUGAUGUGCAGUAGAACGUGACAGAGCGAGCAGGAGAGAGGGAAGAAGGCCACGUUAGGUUGGUUUGAAUACCGGGGUUCUAUUCUGUUUUCCUUUGCUUUGCUCUGUUUGGCCAAGCUAUGGUUCUCCUUCGCAAAGGGAAAAGAAAACGUAAAGAUCAUCUCAUGGCUUUUGUUAAAGGGAAAUGGCAAACAGACUUUUGUUUUAACUUUGAUGUUGUUAUUUUCAUGCUGCUUUUUUUUUUUAACUUUUCUUUGCUGUGGUGUUCGAAUUCCUUCACAUCGGAUUGUCCACGGGGACACGUUAAACGAGAAGCUGCAGAGAGUGAUGGUGCUUGUUCGGGGUCAAGGGCAAUAUAAUAUUCCUCCUUCGUCCGCAGCAAUCCUCCUGGAGCGGACACCUAACACCCCAAAGGCACGUAGUUUUGUCAAAAUAAAUAUCCAGUUUCUUUCACCGCUCAGUGAGGAGAUAGCUCAGAAAACUCAAGUGUUUUCAGAAAAACAGUUGCCGGCUCCAGAGACAGACUAACCUCUUGAUUACAUUUGGAAUAAGCCUAAACUUAAUGGUCAUUUCUAUUUUUCUAACCUUGUUAUCCGUGUUGUCUGAAAUAUGUCAUAAGUGAAAGUGUUUUUCUUUACUGGGAAAAGAAGAGCUAAAGGCCCCUCCCCCACUGUUGAGAUGUCACAUUGUUACUUCUAAUAUAUUAAACAAGGGAGAAGUGUGAGAAAUGAAAUGUAAGACAGAGUUAAUCCCACAGGAAGCCAUGCCUUGUGCUCAUGGUAUCAGUGUGUGUCCAGGCACUACAUUAUGUUUCCUGGGCUCCAAAAGGAAACUUCUUCUAGUAAGAAUUCUUUAUAAUGCACCCCUGGCUGCUGUGUAUCCAUAGUCAAUCAGGAAAUAAUAUGUUACAGAAGUUGAGCUUUCUGUUGUUGUCUGAAAAGAAUAUUUACCAAGAUAAGAUGGAAUGUGUAAGUCACAUAACAUAAAUUUGGGGGAUCUAUAAAAUUCAGUACACAUUUCCGUAUCUGAAAAGUUAUGGGUUCCAAGGGAGCUAUUAUUUAUAGAAUAAUGCACAUCAUCUCACCAUUUUACCUCUUUGAACAGCAUCUCUAGCAUAGGGGGCAUCUUUCAUUUUUAGAACUUGGUGUUAUCCAUGUGUAAAUACUCUUAAUUCAAUCACUUGAUUCCUUUUUUAGUACUUACCUUAUUUGUUAGGCAUUGGCAAGGGAGGAAGGUGUUCAAAAGACGGAACAGGCUCCUGGGGAGCUUUGCAAUUUACACAAAUAUCUAAUUAACAUAUUAAUUAGAUUCCUUGAUACCCAUUCUACCCAUACACAGAAGGAACGAGGUAUCCUAGGAAAUAUACAGAGGUAGAUAUCUUGGACAUGAAUGGUUUGUCAACUAAGUUUUCCUUCUUCCUGUUCCCCCUCCUCCCACUGGAUGCCCUGACUCUAAAUGUAUCCCACAAAGCUUUGCAGGAUCAGUAUUUCGUAAAAAUAUAAAAUUCCAAGAAGAAGUACCGAUGUCAAAGUCAGCUGAAAGGAUGCAAAGUUUGCUUAACAGGGUCCCAGAUUCUGUGACAGCCUCGCGUAGAAUCCUGAAGGAAGGUAAACAAAGAGAAAAGCAGUACAUACAGUUGUUAUGGAAAGAUCCUAUGAUUUCUCUAUGUUCCAAGUGAUGCUUCUUUAGCUAUUACUCACUAAUAUAUGAGGCUAGAAUACAUGAAAAUCGUGUGUGUCUAAUUAUGCCAUUAAUUCCACCAACUGGAGGUGUGAGCAUCCCCCAAUCAUAUGAUACAACCAGCGAGGCAGAUCUGUUUUGUUACCACUAUAUUUUCUUUUUUCAUUUAAAGUAUGAGUUUUCUCCAUGGAGACAUAUAAUAAUAUCAAUCACUUAACAAACCACCAUUCCCCUAAAACACGACCUUUUAGAGCUAGUUCUGGUAAGAGUGUAUUAAGCUUAAUUGGGGAACAAACAACAAUUAAUAAGAGAAAACAUAUAUUUCAAGUAGAAAAAUACUUGUAAAAUGCUAUGAAGUAUUAUAAUUUCAUGGAUAGGACAUUUUAUUGUAUCAUACAAAGACAGAAACUGCCUCUGCUGGGUCAGGAGUUCUUCAUAGCUUCCUGUGUAUGGAAGUUGGCAGCAGUUAUGAGAACUUUUUUUACUACCAUCGUAGCACAAUUGUUUAAAGGGCAAUGAGGAAAUUGAGAAAAAGAGAAAAGGGAUCCUUUGGCAGAUUUUUAAAUCUUUUUUCUCUUUUAAUACAUGACCAUAUGUCUAUUAAUGGUAAGUAUCUUUGUGUGGCAAGUUGAUAAGCCAGAAUUUCCAGAACAAUUCUAAUGUUCCAACUAUGAUAUUUGUCAGUCCAUGUGUCAAACCAUGUGUCCAAAAUUUGGGUUCAAAAAAUUUCUCAGUUGCCACAAAUGUUUUCCCAGUCAAGAUGAAACACUUUCAAAUGAAAGUAGUUAGAACUUUACAUAAAAAAUGUGGUGCUUUAUUAUUAU
Messenger RNA from Mustela lutreola (European mink), 8702 nucleotides. RefSeq names its product HECT, C2 and WW domain containing E3 ubiquitin protein ligase 1 (gene HECW1). The transcript has 29 exons. Bases 574 to 5370 code for a protein of 1598 amino acids. Gene Ontology annotation, biological process: regulation of dendrite morphogenesis. Gene Ontology annotation, molecular function: ubiquitin-protein transferase activity; protein binding. The record is from RefSeq and is a predicted model, not a curated record. NCBI's taxonomy places the organism in Eukaryota, Metazoa, Chordata, Mammalia, Carnivora, Mustelidae.